Messenger RNA from Alligator sinensis (Chinese alligator), 963 nucleotides. RefSeq names its product olfactory receptor 226-like. The coding region runs from base 1 to 963 and encodes 320 amino acids. Gene Ontology annotation, biological process: G protein-coupled receptor signaling pathway. The record is from RefSeq and is a predicted model, not a curated record. Lineage: Eukaryota; Metazoa; Chordata; Crocodylia; Alligatoridae. The transcript has a single exon. Gene Ontology annotation, cellular component: membrane. Gene Ontology annotation, molecular function: G protein-coupled receptor activity; olfactory receptor activity.
AUGGGAAAGAGGAACCACUCCUCUCACUCCCACACAGAAUUCAUCAUCAUGGGCUUCCCAGGACCCCUGGAGCACCAGGUGCUGCUCUUUGUGCUGUUCCUGUUCAUAUAUUUGGUUAUUCUGAUGGAGAAUGUGCUCUUGAUAAUGACCAUCAGGUUGAACUACCAUUUACACACCCCAAUGUACUUCUUCCUGGGCAGCCUCUCCCUCUUAGAAAUCCUCUAUGUGUCAGUGACAAUUCCCAAGUUGCUCUCCAACUUCUUGCUGGGGGACAAGGCCAUUUCUCUCUGGGGCUGCAUGCUUCAGCUAUUUUUUUUCUUGUCUCUUGGUUCUUCCGAGUGCUUUCUCCUGGCUGCCAUGGCCUACGACCGCUAUUUAGCCAUCUGCCACCCUCUACAAUAUUCAGGCCUUAUGAAUCCCAGAGUCUGUGUGGUUCUUAUUCUGGCUUCCUGGCUCAGUGGCUUCCUGGCUUCAUUCCCAUCUGUUGUGAUGAUUUCCAAGCUGAAUUUCUGUGGUUCUAACACCAUAGGACAUUUCUUCUGUGACAUCUCACCAAUUUUGAAGCUGUCAUGCACAGACACCUCCACCGUUGAGAUAUUAGACUUCAUGGCAGCUCUGUCUGUCCUUAUGCCAUCCCUGCUGGUGACUGGAAGCUCCUAUAUCUGUCUCUUCACCACAGUGGCCAAGAUCCCAUCUACUGCUGGGAAGCAGAAAGCAUUUUCUACCUGUGUUUCCCACUUAGUGGCCGUCUCCAUGUUCUACGCCACCACCAUAUUCAUGUAUGUCCGGCCCAGGGCCAUUGGCACCUUUGACCUCAACAAACUGGUGUCCGUAGUCUACACAGUAGUGUCUCCAUUGCUAAAUCCCAUUAUCUACAGUUUGAGGAACAGGGAAGUAAGGGAGACCCUGAGAAGAGCAUUAAAUAACAAAGCUACCUCCUCAAUCUUUUGUAUUAAAGUUUGA